GCAGGGCCAAAGCUGAUGUCAAAGGAUGGAACCGAAAGGGUCCCCGCCAGGAGGUUGGCCUCCAGCUUGAAGCUCAAGGAAGGGAACAAGCGAUUUAGAGGAAGGCUGGGCAGUGAGGGUGAAGGCGCAUGCCCAACCACAGCAGGUGCUGGGGGGGCGCGCCGACACCGCGGCCUCCCCUUUAAGAGCCGCCACCGCCCACGGCCCGCUGCUGCGGCAGGGACCUCCCCUUUAACGGCGGCAACUCCGCGCUCCGCUGACCCCACGGCGGCUGCCGCUGCUAACUGCAGCUCCUGCAGCCCUCACCUCCGGCCUCGGGCAGCUGCAUCCUCGCCCGGGCUGGGUCCCCGCCCCGCCAUGGUGUCCUGGAUCAUCUCUCGCCUGGUGGUGCUCAUCUUCGGCACCCUGUACCCAGCCUAUUCCUCCUACAAGGCCGUGAAGACCAAAAAUGUGAAGGAAUAUGUCAAGUGGAUGAUGUACUGGAUCGUCUUUGCCUUCUUCACCACAGCUGAGACACUCACGGAUAUAAUACUGUCCUGGUUCCCCUUCUACUUUGAGCUCAAGAUUGCUUUUGUGAUAUGGUUGUUGUCCCCUUACACCAAGGGCUCCAGCGUUCUCUACCGCAAGUUCGUGCAUCCUACACUGUCCAACAAGGAAAAGGAGAUCGACGAAUAUAUCACCCAAGCCCGAGACAAGAGCUAUGAGACCAUGAUGAGAGUAGGCAAGAGGGGCCUGAACCUGGCUGCCAAUGCUGCAGUCACAGCUGCUGCCAAGGGCCAGGGGGUGCUGUCCGAAAAGCUCCGGAGCUUCAGCAUGCAGGACCUGACUCUCAUUCGAGAUGAGGACGCAUUGCCGCUGCAGGGGUCAGAUGGCCGUCUCCGACCUGGCCCUGGGGGUCUCCUGGACACUAUUGAGGACUUAGAUGACCCUGGCCUGAGUGUAAGGUCUAGCACAAGCCAGGCAGAUCCCCGGACAGAGACCUCAGAAGAUGACCUGGCAGACAAGGCACCCAAGAGGACCAAAUCUAUCAAAAGAGUGCCCAAAGUUGAGCCAGUGGCCUCCAAGACCCUGAAGACCCGACCCAAGAAGAAGAGUUCUGGAGGAGGUGACUCAGCGUGAGGCCCUCACCUCCCCACUCCCCUCCAGCUGUGGGUGGGACAAUAGCAAGCACUGGGAAGAGCUGCAGCCCAGGCCCCACUCCACAAUGGGCCACUAGCCCAAGUGUUGCAGACCCGAGGACCCCCUAGAUGGCUGUUUCCAGUGCCGCCUCCCAUGUUUGGCAAAGAGGAGGGAGGCACAGUCUAGGGUGCAGGACAGAAGCUGAUGGCUGAGCCCUUGAGGAGGUGGGGCUCCUUGGCCAGCACUGCUCGCUCUUGCUCUUCUCAAUGCUCUAGCCCCGCCCCACCCCGCCCAUCCAGUGCCUUGCUGAAGACCAUGGCCUGACAUGCCUCCAACACUCUUCCUUGAAUAGGGGUAAAGGCCACAGUCCAGACAGACCAAGGAGGGGCCUUAAGGCACCUUGAGAGGGGAAAAUAUCGGGUAGGUCUGAGGGGGGAAUGUGUGACUCAGGCCCAGCUAGGAGUGGAAGACACAGGCUGUAAAUGAGCAACAUGGCCUUGCCAGAAUUGCAGUUGGAGGUGGAGUUCCAAGGGACACAAGUGGGGAGGCUGUGUGAAAGUGGCCACUUCUCCCUACUUCAGCCCUGGUCUUUCUCCCUCUUUCUCCACCCCUGCUGAUCUCUGAACCUCAGAGGAUCCAAGCCCUUGCCAGAAUGAGGCUCCAAAGGGCCGCCCCCCUACCCUUCCAUCCUUGAUCUGUUUUACCCACUCAUGCCCCUAGGCUGGGCCUACUCCUUGGGCCCACUAUAGAAGUCCUGCCAAGCUGGCUUCUUUCCUCUCCUGUCAAGGGGACCCAUCCUAACUUGCUAUUGGGUCCCCUUCCUGUGCCAAGCAAACCCCUGUUAGAACCAACCUGGACCCACACCCCUGGCCCUGGCUCUGCCAGCUUCAUUGGGGGCUAAGUGGAAUGUGAAGAAGGAAGAGAAAGGAGCUGAGAGGCUCCUGAGUCUGAAAUGCCCACUGGAUGACCAAUAAAUGGAACUCCGCCACCUCCUC
Messenger RNA from Phodopus roborovskii (desert hamster), 2114 nucleotides. It is a transcript of the gene Reep2, whose product is annotated as receptor accessory protein 2. The coding region runs from base 16 to 1119 and encodes 367 amino acids. The transcript is spliced from 8 exons. Lineage: Eukaryota; Metazoa; Chordata; Mammalia; Rodentia; Cricetidae. Gene Ontology annotation, cellular component: endoplasmic reticulum membrane; endoplasmic reticulum tubular network; cytoplasmic microtubule. Gene Ontology annotation, molecular function: taste receptor binding; microtubule binding. The record is from RefSeq and is a predicted model, not a curated record. Gene Ontology annotation, biological process: endoplasmic reticulum tubular network organization.